AUGAUAGCGCACCGACGCGUACGAUCAGCGACAAACCCUCCGAGCAAGCUAUCACAAUCGUCUAUCCCGCCCCUAACUCCUCAUCCUGAAGAAGCAAAAACCCCUGGAGGAACUGCUGUCUUGCCAUCGUCGCCUGGUGUAUCUGGUGGUUUCUUUGCUUCCAUCUUUUCUGCUGCGCAGAACGCUGCUAGCAACAUUACCGACACCAUUGCAAUCAAUCAAAACGCUAAGAACAAGGCUAGCCAACAACAGCAAAAGGAGGAAAAAGAGACCGAAGACGGUGGUGAGGAAGUCAUUGGACCAGCCAACGCUAGUACGGUUGCAACAGAAGGCGCUGCGCAGCGUAGACCUGCUGUUGAAACUCUUGGCUCUGGAAACUUAAGCCUCGAACAACUCGGCAUUACUGACAGCAAAGACACCAGCCCCAUGUCUUCUGCAACAAACGUAGCCAUGCAGGCCGAUGAGGCUUCUGCAAAGUCUGAGGACAGAGCUGCUGCUCAAGCAGUCUCAGCCGCAUAUGCAGGCGACAAGCCCCCGUCGGUAGCCAGCGAGCGCCCACGGUCGCUGACUGCCGUCUCUGGUCAAUCAGGAAAUGGCGCUGCCACUCCUCCCCGGCAAACCGAGCUAACCGACUCGCCAGCGUCGAUACAACGACAGGGCAGCGUUCGCAGUCGUAUAAGUGCCGGCAGACGGAGACGGCACAGGGGCAGCUCCGCUACCACGGGAAAUACACUGGGCGGAGUCAUCAGUGCAAGUACAAGUACUCUAGCUCCAAGUGCCGCACUGCAAAGCCAGCGGUUGAAUGGAACCGGUUUUGCAGUAGCACCGCCCAGACGAAACAAGGAAUUCCACAAUCUGUUCAAGAGCGUUCCCGAGGACGAUUAUUUGAUCGAGGACUAUAGUGCAGCCCUCCAGAAGGAAAUCUUGCUCCAUGGACGUUUAUAUGUUUCAGAAGGCCAUUUGUGUUUUUCUAGUAACAUCCUAGGAUGGGUCACCAACCUGGUCAUCAGCUUCGACGAGGUUGUGUCUGUUGAGAAAAAGUCCACCGCUGUCCUCUUUCCCAAUGCUAUAGUCAUCCAGACGCUCCACGCUCGUAACGUAUUCGCCUCGUUCCUAUCGCGAGACUCGACCUACGACCUCAUCAUUGGCAUCUGGAAGAUCUCUCACCCCAAUCUCAAGUCGUCUCUCAACGGUGUCACCCUAGACGGAUCAGGCGGUACGGGUGAUAAGACGGAGAAAGCAGAGUCAGUCCCCAGUGACGACGGAUCCAGCCAAGAUUCAGAUGACGAGGUAUACGACGAAGACGCCGAGGACGAUGACGGUAUAGGUAGUUUCACAGAGCCUGGCGAGGGUAGCGUAACUGGUAGCGAAGCCGGCUCUGCUGUACCUGUCGAAACGACACGAAAGGUCAGCGGCGCAGUAGCACAGGCUUAUGGCGGUGGUGGGGACACUGCCGAUGCUGCCAAAGCGGCAACUAGUGGGGCUGCUUCUGCUGCACAGGAUUUCCCUGGUCCAUCAACACAUGGACCUAGCGAGUGUGGUGACAGUGAUCAACACUAUGACAAACUGCUUAUCGACACUACUAUUCCCGCGCCUCUGGGCAAGGUGUACAGCUUGAUGUUUGGUCCUGCUUCUGGUGCAUUCAUGCGCAAGUGGUUGGUCGACGAUCAAAAGUCUACUGACCUGCAAAUGGAAGACGACAAGAAGGGGCUGGGUGAAGACUCAAAAACCUUCAACUAUUCUUACAUCAAGCCACUGAACGCCCCUGUAGGCCCUCGACAGACCAAAUGCAACAUUUCCAUGAACUUGGAACAGUUCGACUUGGAGAAAGCUGUGAGUGUGCAGUGCAGCACGGCGACUCCGGAUGUACCCAACGGAAGCAUAUUCCUCACUAAAACGCGAUACUGUCUGAUGUGGGGACCGGGAAAUAGCACGCGCUUGAUCAUGACAUUUACUGUCGAAUGGAGCGGAAAGAGUUGGCUAAAGGGCCCUAUUGAGAAAGGUGCGAAUGAUGGUCAAAUGUCAUACGCCACCUCCCUUACUGCUGCUCUUCGCACUGCCGUAAGCGCCGCUAAAGCCGGCGGUGGCAAAGCUAUGGGCAAGGGCGGAAAGGGCAGGAAACGCUCCAAAGGUAAUCUUUUGGAUGAUGCACCCGCACCAACGUCAGUUGCUGCUCCAGUCAGCCAAUCCAAGGAAAGCAACUGGGGCAUAUUGGAGCCUCUUCGUAGUCUGUUGGGCCCACUAGCAGAUGUGCUAGAGUCGAUCUUCACUCCACAAGUCAUCAUCUUCAUCCUCGGAGCGCUCCUCAUGUACACUUGGCUUUUCCGUGGUACCACAGGAGUUACUGGUCCGAACCAGUGGUCGACUGCUCAGAGACAGGUGGCGUACGAAGAGAUUUGGCGCCAUGAAGAGUCUGAUUUAUGGGCCUGGCUCGAAGAGAGGGUCGCGUUGGAUCGGGUCCAAAGCUCCGUUGUCACUGGUGCAAGGCUUCAGCCGGAAGUCGACACGCAGAAGCGAAUCUCGCCCAGAGACAUGAAAGAGAGGGACAUGGAUGAAGCCAUUCGUGUGACGGAAGAGAAGUUGAGGGCGCUGAAAGAUGCCGUCAUCCGCCAAAUUACAAAAAGGUUCUGA
This is a messenger RNA of Bipolaris victoriae FI3, 2631 nucleotides long. RefSeq lists its product as hypothetical. The transcript has 3 exons. Gene Ontology annotation, molecular function: sterol transfer activity; sterol binding. The record is from RefSeq and is a predicted model, not a curated record. NCBI's taxonomy places the organism in Eukaryota, Fungi, Ascomycota, Dothideomycetes, Pleosporales, Pleosporaceae. Gene Ontology annotation, cellular component: cortical endoplasmic reticulum; mitochondrion; endoplasmic reticulum-plasma membrane contact site. Gene Ontology annotation, biological process: intracellular sterol transport. The coding region runs from base 1 to 2631 and encodes 876 amino acids.